Molecule: messenger RNA, 897 nt
Organism: Lutra lutra (Eurasian river otter)
Lineage: Eukaryota; Metazoa; Chordata; Mammalia; Carnivora; Mustelidae
Product: calcium-binding mitochondrial carrier protein SCaMC-1-like
Exons: 7
Coding region: 1-897 (298 amino acids)
Biological process (GO): transmembrane transport
Molecular function (GO): ATP transmembrane transporter activity
Source: RefSeq, a predicted model, not a curated record
AUGCUGAAUGCCGGGCACUUGGGUCCUGGGUGUUUUGCCCUCUUUGUUAACAGGCUUUCUGACACUGUAUUGGUGGGCAUCGUCUUCUGCAGAGAGAUUGAAAAGUUUACAGAUCCUGCUAGCUCUUGUGGGCAACAGGUUCAUAGUUUAAAGUCCAGGAGAAUGAGAUUGAUUGAUGGGUUUGAACAGAUGUUGAAAGAAGGAGGAAUACGUUCUCUUUGGCGGGGAAAUGGUGUAAAUAUUUUUAAAAUUAUACCUGAGACAGCUCUCAAGAUUGGAGCCUAUGAACAGUAUAAGAAUUGGCUAGGUUUUGAUGGUGCUAAAGUAGAAAUUAUUGGGAGAUUUAUAUCUGGCUCAUUGGCUGGUGCAACUGCGCAGACCUGUAUUUACCCCAUGGAGGUAUUUAAGGAAAAGCUAAAUCUAGGUAAAACUGGACAGUAUUCAGGGAUCAUUGAUUGUGGCAAGAAGCUUCUGAAGGAAGAAGGUGUCAGAACAUUUUUCAGAGGUUAUAUUCCUAACUUCCUAGGCAUUCUACCUUAUGCAGGCAUAGAUUUUGCUGUUUAUGAGCUGUUGAAGAAUUAUUGGCUAGAACAUCAUGCAGGAGAGUCUACAGAUCCUGGGAUAAGGAUUUUGCUGGGAUGUAGUACAUUGUCUCACACAUGUGCUCAGAUAGCCACCUUCCCUCUGACCCUUAUCAGAACUCGCAUGCAAGUUCAAGCACUGGAAGAAAAAGAAACAACAACUUCUAUGAUUCAUCUCAUUCAAGAGAUACAUAACAACGAAGGAAAAAGGGGAUUUUUCAGGGGUCUCACCCCAAAUAUCAUAAAGGUGCUUCCCUCAGUAGGCAUUAGCUGUGUAGUUUAUGAAAUAGUGGGACAACAUUUGGGAUUAAUGUAA